Molecule: messenger RNA, 1507 nt
Organism: Gadus chalcogrammus (walleye pollock)
Lineage: Eukaryota; Metazoa; Chordata; Actinopteri; Gadiformes; Gadidae
Gene: wdr89
Product: WD repeat domain 89
Exons: 3
Coding region: 335-1507 (390 amino acids)
Molecular function (GO): protein binding
Source: RefSeq, a predicted model, not a curated record
GCUCAGCGUGCAUUUAGCAAAGAGCUCAGCCUCGCUUGUGAGACUUACAAGAUAUUUUCUUUAAUUAUUGUUGUUAUAAACUACUUGUACAACAGUUUAUUACAGGUACAUAACCGUAAUAGCGACCGCUCGCUUUUUAUAUAGCGAUAUACAUAUAGGCAUGUAUGUAUAUAUAUUAUUUAUGUGCAUGUUAAAUUAAACUAGACAACAAGUGUGUUGUACAUAACGACCCCCAGCGAGACGGGGGGCUUCUGUCCGGGGAGCAGUCGUCCUAUGGUCCACGAUACCGAAAUCAUUAACAGAGUUUAGUGAGACUGCGUUGAGUCCAGCCGCCAUGGAGGGAGUGGAGGAGAAGCUCAAGUCUCUGUCCAUCGCGCGGCGGCUCCAGCCGCAAGACCCCGCCUACCUGCUGGACGUGUCGCUUCAGCCCGGCGCCGUGGGCACCUCCUCGGGCGACGUGCUGGCGGUGUCCUGCUCCAACCAUCGGCUCCACCUGCACAACAAGGAGACGCUGCGUCCCCUGGGGGAGUUCCGCGGCCACACCGCGCCCAUCUGCGGGGUCACCUUCGCGCACGCCUCCCCGGACCUGCUGUUCUCGGGCUCGGCCGACGGCACGGUGCGGGCGUGGGACGCCCGGAGGCCCGGCUCCAAGGCGGUCCAGGAGUUCCGCGGUGACCCGGCUCACCGCUUCAGCGGCGUGGGCGUCAACGCGGCGGACGUGGUGGUGUGCGCCGGCACGGAGCAGCUGGACGAGGAGAGCUUCCUGGUGUUCUGGGACGCGCGCGCCGCCGGCAAGGCACUGCUGGGCGUGUACUCGGAGUCGCACAGCGACGACGUCACGCAGGUGAGCUUCCACCCGCGGGACAAGGACCGGCUGGCCACGGGCGCCACGGACGGGCUGGUGAACGUGUUCGACCUGCGGCGCGGCGGCGAGGAGGACGCGCUGCUCGCCACGUGCAACAGCGGGUCGUCGGCCGGCGCGGUGCGCUGGGCGGGGCCAGGGCUGGACCGGCUGCUCUGCCUCACCGACAGCGACGGGCUGCACCUGUGGGACCUGGGCCGCCUGGACACGGAGGAGCCCCUCACGCUCUACAGCACCCCCGACGCCCGCACGCUCACCCCGCUGGAGGGCGGGGGCUCCGUGGACUACCUGGUGGGGGGCCAGUGGCUGGAGGGGGCCCAGAGGCUGCUGGUGGUGGGGGGGACCAGCGAGGGGGCCCUCCACCUCAUGGAGUGCACCGAGCGGGGCCUGGAGCUGCUGAGCUCGCCGCCGCAGGGGGCGGGGCACACGGCGGUGGUGCGCUGCUUCCUGUGGGACGAGGCGGGGGAGGGGGCUCUGGUCACCGCCGGGGAGGACGCACAGCUGUUGCUAUGGAAACCGGGAGGGGAGGAGCUGGCGCCCGGGAGGCAGGCGACCAUGAAGAGCACCUCGUCGUGGAAGCUGCAGGCGCGGCCGCAUAAACAGAGCGGGUACGACCGGGGCACCGUCAUCUGCCCUCUUAUGUAA